Messenger RNA from Salarias fasciatus (jewelled blenny), 1527 nucleotides. Its product is annotated as solute carrier family 2, facilitated glucose transporter member 9-like. The transcript is spliced from 12 exons. Gene Ontology annotation, cellular component: plasma membrane. Gene Ontology annotation, molecular function: D-glucose transmembrane transporter activity. NCBI's taxonomy places the organism in Eukaryota, Metazoa, Chordata, Actinopteri, Blenniiformes, Blenniidae. Gene Ontology annotation, biological process: dehydroascorbic acid transport. The record is from RefSeq and is a predicted model, not a curated record. The coding region runs from base 1 to 1527 and encodes 508 amino acids.
AUGGCUUUGACUGAGCUGUGUCGCUAUCCUGUCCUGAUAUUUGUGGUUUUUGUCUGCGGCCUGAGCGGGCCAUUUCAUUACGGGUAUAACAUAUCCGUGAUGAAUUCCCCCUCCAAAUUCAUCAAGGCCCUGAUAAAUGACACACUUCUGGAGAGAUACAACACCACCCAUGACAAUUCGAAGGUCGACAGCAUUUGGUCCGCUACUGUGUCUCUGUUCAGCCUGGGAGGGGCAGUGGGGUCAGUGGCAGCUGGUUUCCUGCUUUCACAUUUGGGCAGGAAGAAAUGCAUGUUGUUGAACGCCAUUUUGGUCAUGGCUGCCGCCAUCCUGAUGCUCACCAGCAAGUCUGCCGGGUCUUUCGAGAUGAUCAUGAUCGGACGCUUUCUUUACGGCAUGAAUGCAGCGAUCGGUGUUGCGGCUCACACCUUGUAUAUGACUGAGUGUGCUCCAAAACACCUGAAAGGAACCGUGAGUCAGACCAUCAUCAACUUCACGUGCCUCGGGAGAGUCUGCGGUAUGCUGCUGGGGCUCAGUGAGUUACUCGGUAACGAAGAUUACUGGGUUUUCCUGCUCGGCUUCAUUAUCAUCACCGCCUUCUUGCUGCUCGUCAGUCUGGCAUUUCUGCCCGAGUCCCCCAGCUUCUUGCUGCUUAACAGAGGAGACCGACUGGAGUGCGAGAGAGCUCUCAAGAAGCUGUGGGGAGACGGAGACCACAGCGGUGCGAUGGAGGAGAUGCUGCAGGAGAAAGCCGCCUUGGAGACUGCUGACACCGUCUCCGUGUGUGGACUGAUGCGGGACAAAAGGGUCUGCUGGCAGCUCAUCACCCUGAUUGUCACCUUCGUCUCGCUGCCGCUCUCUGGUGUCAUUGCUGUGUACUUCUACUCCUUCGAAGUGUUCCGUGCAGCAGGACUCGAGGAAAACCUGUUCCCCUAUCUUGCCUUGGGAAUGAGCACUGUUGAGUUUGUGUCCUCUUUCUUCGCGUUCCCCCUGGCUGCACGCAAAGGCACCAGGUUCCAGCUGAUGUUGGGCUACGGCAUCAUGGCUGGAACCCUGGUUUGCCUCACCAUUAGUCUGGCUCUGCAGUCGUACACCACUUGGAUGCCGUAUGUCAGCAUUGCCCUCAUCUUCAUCUUCGUCGCCGGCUGUGCGAUGGGACCGGGCGCGGCGACCCCUGCUCUUCCAACGCAGAUCUUCCCCCACGCCUUCAAGUCGGCUGCCCUCAGCCUUGGAUCCUGCGUCGCCUGGCUCGCGUUGUUCACCAUCGGCAUGAGCUUCCCUCACAUGGUGGAGAAGAUACAUCACUAUUGCUUCCUCAUCUUCCUGGUCGUCUGCGUCUUGUGCGGGCUGUUUGUGACGUUCAAAUUUCCCGACAUCAAGAACCAUGGCGCGCGUCAGGUCGCUGUGGCCUUCGAGAUGAGAAACGGGGCUGUGGUUGCGGUUGCCCCAGAAAAUGACACCAAGGAAAGCAAUGGGCAGGUUGAAAGUCAGGAGCAGGAUGAAAAUGAUGAAAUGGACACUGUAAUGUAA